UAAAGGCAACUGACUCCCACAAAUGGUCCUCUGACAUCCACAGCUGUGACUUAGCCUGUCUGCUGAGGGUUACCGUUCUAGGUCUGAGGCUCAGAAUGUGGCUUAGGGGACUAUAUUCAGACCUCAGGGUCUCCCCUCAGUCCUCAGGGCCUCUGGGACCUGAGCAUGGCUGGAGGGACUGUCCCUAGAUGCAGGUUUGUCACACGGGGCCCCAGGGACCUUGACCCCCACAGAGCUGAUUGUGUCAUCAUAAUGCCGGCCGCAUCCCUGGGUUACGCUGGGCCAGGCCCCGCCUGUGGUCAGUACAGAGGAGGGCUGUGGAGGCACAAGCAGCUGUGGGAUAGCCCAGAGAGCUUUGGUGUAGAACCCUGGGUGGAAAGCCACCAGGGACCCUGACCUCAGCCAGGAACCCACAGAGGGACCUAUAAGGGACCUUGAACCUAUGGGAGAACUGGAUUCUGGGAAGACUCCAGUUUGAGAACACAAACCCAUGGGGGAGUCAGAACCCACGAGAGGCACUGGAGAGGGAUGCAGCGGGGACUGGCUGGAGGCAGCCAGCCCUCUGAAAUAUACCACGGCUGGAGCUCUGCCGGAGCUCAGAGGGAGACCUCUGAGGGAAUGCACGAAGAGACGCCUGAGGGGUCUUGGAAAGACCCCCGUGAAGGAAGCAGUGGGGGACCCUGUGAAGGCAAAGGGAGCUGUGAGAUAUCCCAGGACUUGGAACAUCCACCUCAGGGUCCCCACAAGAGAGCAGGAGGUGCGGGAGACACGACGGAGGCAUGAGCGGCACUUGGUGGAGGUGGACAGCAGCCGGCAACAGGAAUAUGACGUCAAGAUGGCUCAGGCUCUAGAGGACCUGCGCAGUCGGCACGAUGAGCAAGUGCGCCAGUACCGGCUAGAGCUGGAGCAGACUUACCAGGCCAAGCUGGACAACGCCAAGCUGACCUCGGACCAGAAUGACAAGGCAGCCCGCGCAGCCCGCGAGGAGCUCAAGGAGGCCCGCAUGCGUGUGGAGUCCCUCAGCUACCAGCUCUUAGGCCUCCAAAAGCAGGCCAGUGCCGCAGAGAACCAUAUCCGAGAGCUGGAGGAGGCCUUAGCUGGGGAGCGGGACAAGUUCCGCAAGAUGCUGGACACCAAAGAGCAGGAGAUGACAGAGGUGCGGGAUGCCAUGCAGCAGCAGCUGGCGGAGUACCAGGAGCUGCUGGACGUCAAGCUGGCCCUGGACAUCGAGAUAAGCGCCUACCGCAAGCUGCUGGAGGGCGAGGAGGAAAGGCUUAAGCUGACCCCCAGCUCUUCAUCACGGGUCACCAUCUCUCGGGCCACCUCGAGCAGCAGCAGCAGCAGCAGUGGGGUUGGCAUGUCGGUGGGGCAGAGCCGGGGCAAGCGCCGGCGGCUGGAGACUGAGGACACCCCAGGCUCACCCAGCAGUGCCUCCAGUGCGAGCAGUGGCUCCCGCCUGGCCCAGCAGGCUGUGGCCACGGGUGUCGUGUGCAUCGACGAGGUGGACCUGGAGGGCAGGUUCGUGCGCCUUAAGAACUCUUCAGACAAGGACCAGUCUUUGGGGAACUGGAGGAUCAAGAGACAGGUUGUGGAGGGUGAGGACAUCGCCUACAAGUUCACACCCAAGUAUGUCCUGCGGGCCGGCCAGACAGUCACGGUGUGGGCAGCUGGCGCAGGGGCUACCCACAGUCCCCCAUCAACCCUUGUGUGGAAGAGCCAGAGCAGCUGGGGAUCUGGGGAGAGCUUCCGCACUGUCCUGGUCAACGCGGAUGGUGAGGAGGUGGCCAUGCAGGCUGCAAAGCAGUCAUCUGUCCAGGGGUGUGAAAACGGGGAAGAGGAGGAAGAGGAAGAGGCAGAAUUUGGCGAAGAGGACCUCUUCCACCAGCAGGGGGACCCAAGGACUACCUCAAGGGGCUGCCGGCUGAUGUAAAACCUGCCCCACAGUCACCAUGGUCCCCAGAGCCCCUGAAAUUAUUUUUUUAUGGUCUGCUCUCGCUAGUCCGUGGUACAUUUCUAGAUGACUGUUAAGCAACCAUGAGAAUGUGGGUGGGCUCUGCCCACAGGCCUCAACUGGCCACACGCCGUCGUGUGAUAUAGAGGCCUGGGCUGGGAGCCUGCAAACUUGAGGGACUUGGGCCUGGAUCUGGGGCAGGAGAAUGGCUGCUAGCUCAGGGGGGACCUAAUAUGAAACUGUGGUGAUUUGGUCAUUUUCUUUGAAGCCUUUUGAAUCAAAUUCAGAAUCCAGACGGACUGUGGGGCUCACUAGCCUGUCAGGAUGUGGUGGCUCUGAGGACACAGGGCAGACCCUCCUCUCCUGGAAUUGAUGGCACCUGAACCCAGGGAUGGUCCGGCUUUGUGCUCUGAGUCUGAAGGGUUUUUAACAGUCCCCAGCAUCAGGGCAUUCAUAGACUUCUCUGGGCCCAGAUUCUAAAAUGUUCUAGUCCCUUCGAAAGCUGAGGAUCAAGAAGGGAGCUCACACAGGGGACAGCUCCUCCCAUCCUAAGACUGAGGGGACAGGCAGAUCGUGGGUGUUGUGCCUUCAGGAGCAAAGGCUGUGGGUUCCCAGCCAGCGACUGCUCACAGGAGUGAGGCCAAGCUGGCUGUGCUCCUGGCCCCAUAUAUAUGUACACUGCGUGUCCUCUGUGCCCCACCCUAAUGGCAAGGCCUGGAAACUUGCUUCCCUGAAACUUAGCGCCAGGAACCAGCCAGUUUCACCUUUCACCUUCCCACCACUGACACAUGGUAUUUUUUAAAAGAAUAUUUAUUUUUUUACAUUGGUCAGUAAUGAAGCUCACGGGGACGCCGCUCUGGGGGUUACUGAGCUAUGGGGAGUGCUAUCUCCCUCCUGGCACAGCUGAUGGUAAGAAGAGUUCAGGCCUAGUCUCCCCCAAGGCACGAGCUCUUGACCACAGGACCUCCAGACCUACCAGCCACCUCCUGCUUCUAGAUACCUCCGUUCUUUGUGACCAGCGUUGGCUCCUGGAUAGUCAUGGCUGGCUGCAGUUACUGCGCAGCCCUGUUGCCUUGCCCACAGGGCAGGUGUACUCCCGCACUUCCUGCUAGCUUCCUUGUGUUUGAGGAGCAGAUCUAGAGUAAUCUUCAGAUCUGUUUCUGGCCCCGGCUAGGCUAGGUGAUUACCAGAGUGGGACUGCUGCUGGGGAGCUGCCUGCACUGCGCACACCUACAGAUUGUUUUCUUUUUGUAAGAUGCAUGCCAAACGUGUGUUCCACCCAUUCUUUUCCGCCUAUGAUUUGUAAUAUACAUUUUACAACUGGAAACUUUUGUAUACUCAAAUAAUCAUUGAUUUUAAUCAACUGA
Molecule: messenger RNA, 3318 nt
Organism: Apodemus sylvaticus (European woodmouse)
Lineage: Eukaryota; Metazoa; Chordata; Mammalia; Rodentia; Muridae
Gene: Lmnb2
Product: lamin B2
Exons: 9
Coding region: 491-1930 (479 amino acids)
Source: RefSeq, a predicted model, not a curated record